CGAGUACAACUUCACUGAUCUAUAAACGCCUACUUGCUCUUUCAGUCGACAUCGUUACUUCCAUAUGUUUUGCAACUCAUAUGAAAAUAGGCCCUUAUUUGACAAACCGAACAAGACGUUACAAGAGGUAUAGUUGUGUGGCGUAUUAAAAAAAUAAGAUCUCCAGCUCCAGGAUAUGGUAAAAACUAUAGCCGCACUGAAAUGAGUAUCAGAGAUAAAGAGCUUAAGAUACAUUUCAAACCCGGGCACGUUGAGCUUGUUCAGGAUGAUGUUUACACGCCAUACCGUCGUGUGCUUGUGACAGGUGCGACUGGGCUACUCGGCCGUGCUGUUUACAAAGAGUUCAAGAACAAUGACUGGGAUGCUUUGGGGUCUGGCUUCAACCGAGCCCGACCUUGUUUCCUUAAGUGCAAUCUUCUGGAUGAGGAUGCAGUGCGAAGGGUCAUUCAGGGGUUUCAGCCUCAUGUCAUCGUGCACUGUGCUGCUGAGAGGAGGCCAGAUGUGGUGGAGCGUCACACUGAAGCAGCCAUGAACUUGAAUGUACAUGCAUGUGCUACACUGGCCAAAGAAGCAGCUGGCAUCUUUCUCAUUUACAUCAGCACAGAUUAUGUUUUUGAUGGCCGUAAUCCUCCUUAUGGAGAAAACGAUGCCCCCAAUCCUUUAAAUUUGUAUGGGAAGUCCAAGCUAGAGGGAGAGAGAGAGAUACUCAGACAUUGCCCAGGUGCAGCUAUACUGCGAGUGCCCAUUCUUUAUGGAGAGGUGGAGAAGGUGGAAGAGAGCGCAGUAACUGUUUUGUGGGACCGUGUUCAGGAGGGAGCUGAGACCUGCACUAUAGAGCACUGUCAACAACGUUUUCCCACCUACACUAAUGAUGUGGCCUGUGUUUGUCGGAACAUGGCUGAGAGAGCCCUUCAGGAUUCAUCGUUGCGUGGAAUCUUCCAUUACUCUGGAAAAGAGCAGAUGACCAAAUAUGAGAUUGCCUGUGCUAUAGCAGAUGCUUUUAACUUGCCUAGCAGUCAUCUAAUACCAAUGACAGAGCAGCCAGCAGGAGCAGGGGCUCAGAGGCCACAAAAUGCCCAGUUAGAGUGCUCACGUCUGGAGCUCCUGGGUCUGAGUGUGGAGCCCAGUCCUUUCAAAACUGCUAUACGGAACAGUCUCUGGCCCUUCCAACAUGACAAACGAUGGAGGCAGACUGUCUUUCACUGAGGAAACAACUAUACCCCACUCUCAAGAUUAAAUAAAGGCUACAUUCGUUAUGCUUAGCUUUUUUAUCUAGCCAUCUUAAUUUAAAUUCCUGAAAACAAAGCAGGGCCACGCUUUUAUUAUGUUCAGCAACUUUGUUUGAUGUUACGGUAUAUGUUUAUUAUAGCCAAAAGGUAUUCUACCAUCUUGUGUUUUUUUUUGUGAAAAUUGCACUGUGGGUUAAGUCUGUUCUCUCGGGCACAUUUGUUUGUUUCCUUUUUUCCGCAUUUUAUUACUCAAGUAAACAUGAAUUUACUUGAAGAGAGCAGUGUGACUGUAAGACACAGUAGUGUGAUAUACAUGCUAUACACUUUCUGUUUCAUGUGUACAUGUUUUUUUUCCACACGUUUGGUUUACUUGAGAACAGAAUGCAAUAUGAAUGCACUAUAAAUGAAGUAUCAGGAAGUUACUGGGUCUCUUUUUGUUUAUUUUUAGUUUAAUUUAUUUUUUAUUCUUAUAGAUGCUUAGAUGAAUAGAGCUACAAAGUUUUGCUAUCCAAGUGUGUUCAGGAAGCACAGUGUCAAAAACUGACUCUACUAAACAAAGCCAGUAACAUGGUUUCAUUAUUAUCGUAUUAACUUUAUACCGUGUGCAUGUUUUCUGUUAAAAGUAAACCUUGAAACUGUUACGGUAAAAUGUCCUUGUUUUCUAGUUUAACGAUUUCAUGUAACGUUUCUGAAAGAUACCUUGUAAGUUUCUAAACGAACUCAUGAAAACAUUUAUGUUUAUGUUAUAAAACCAUAUAACACUGAA
Triplophysa rosa is the source of this 1995-nucleotide messenger RNA. RefSeq names its product methionine adenosyltransferase 2 non-catalytic beta subunit (gene mat2b). The record is from RefSeq and is a predicted model, not a curated record. The coding region runs from base 202 to 1206 and encodes 334 amino acids. Gene Ontology annotation, cellular component: methionine adenosyltransferase complex. Lineage: Eukaryota; Metazoa; Chordata; Actinopteri; Cypriniformes; Nemacheilidae. The transcript is spliced from 7 exons. Gene Ontology annotation, biological process: S-adenosylmethionine biosynthetic process. Gene Ontology annotation, molecular function: methionine adenosyltransferase regulator activity.